This is a messenger RNA of Aspergillus versicolor CBS 583.65, 2075 nucleotides long. RefSeq names its product translation termination factor eRF1. Lineage: Eukaryota; Fungi; Ascomycota; Eurotiomycetes; Eurotiales; Aspergillaceae. Gene Ontology annotation, molecular function: translation release factor activity, codon specific; sequence-specific mRNA binding. Bases 396 to 1790 code for a protein of 464 amino acids. Gene Ontology annotation, cellular component: cytosol; translation release factor complex. The record is from RefSeq and is a predicted model, not a curated record. Gene Ontology annotation, biological process: cytoplasmic translational termination. The transcript is spliced from 3 exons.
CUUGUGCCUCACUAACCGCUGCGAUGGACUUAACUAAGUUAACUAACUGAUUUCUAGCGAGCUUACAUCAUCCGUCAUAGGCGCCCCUCAUAAAUUACAAUGCGGCUGCCACCCCACUGUGCCUGACGAAUUUUGUUAAACACCCCGCUGGACUUGGACGGCAAAUCUACCAGCCUCAAGGUAUGUAACGUCGUUUAUCCCUACUGUUAUUUCUAGUUUUAGAGGCAGUUCAUUCUUGACUUCCAAGUAUUUCGUGGCGUUCCCCUUCACCUCAAUUAGUCAGCCCAUGGAAACCUCCUUUUCUCAAAUCAUGGCACUAACGUUUGAUCAAGAACCAGGUGGCCAAUCUACAAGUUUCAAACUAGGGCCAUACAGUACCGUUGCCCUCCCCCAAAAUGAGCGCGGUCCAGCAGGCGAAUGAGGCGGAGAAGAAUAUUGAGAUAUGGAAGAUCAAGAAGCUCAUCAAGCGCCUUGAGGCUGCCCGAGGAAAUGGAACGUCAAUGAUUUCUCUCAUCAUCCCUCCUAAGGACCAGGUAUCCAGAGCGGCAAAGAUGUUGGCUGAAGAAUUCGGAACUGCCUCUAACAUCAAAUCUCGUGUAAACCGUCUUUCUGUACUCUCCGCCAUUACGUCUACCCAGCAACGUCUGAAACUUUAUAACAAAGUUCCCCCAAACGGCCUAGUUGUCUACUGUGGUGAAAUCAUUACUUCUGAAGGAAAGGAAAGAAAAAUUAACAUCGAUUUCGAGCCCUUCAAGCCAAUCAACACGUCUCUUUACCUCUGUGACAACAAGUUCCAUACAGAGGCCCUGAGUGAACUGCUUGAGUCAGACCAGAAAUUUGGUUUCAUUAUUAUGGAUGGUAAUGGUGCUCUUUUCGGUACCUUGAGCGGUAAUACAAGAGAAAUCCUCCAGAAAUUGAGCGUUGAUCUACCUAAGAAACACGGUCGUGGUGGUCAGUCUGCCCUGCGUUUCGCGCGUCUUCGUGAGGAGAAGCGUCAUAAUUAUGUCCGAAAGAUUGCCGAGUUGGCUGUGCAGAAUUACAUCACCAACGACAAAGUUAACGUUGCCGGUCUCAUCCUCGCCGGUUCUGCCGAUUUCAAAAACGACUUAAACCAGUCCGAUAUGUUUGACCAGCGACUACAAGCGAAGGUCAUAAAAGUCGUUGAUGUGUCAUACGGGGGGGAGAAUGGUUUCAACCAGGCGAUCGAGCUCUCAUCUGAGACUCUGAGCAAUGUGAAGUUCGUCCAAGAAAAAAAGCUUAUCGGAAAAUACUUCGAAGAAAUCAGUCAGGACACAGGGAAGGUCUGCUACGGUGUCGAGGAUACCCUGAAGGCCCUAGAACUAGGCGCGUGCGAAACCCUGAUCGUGUACGAAAACUUGGAUAUCACUAGAUGGGUUCUUAAGAACUCCGAGGGUUCCGAAGUGACUGUCCAUACCACCAAGGCUCAAGAGGACAAUAAGGAGUUCUUCCUUGACAAAGAUACUGGUGCAGAAAUGGAAAUCGUGGACCAAGGUUCCUUCCUUGAGUGGCUCGCCGAAGGAUACAAGGACUUUGGAGCCACGUUGGAGUUCGUUUCGGACAAGUCCAGCGAAGGAAAUCAGUUUGUUAAGGGCUUUGGUGGUAUCGGAGCAAUUCUCCGGUACAAGGUUAAUUUCGAACAACUUGCUGAUUAUGAUGACGAGGAUGAAUUUUACGACGGUAAGCGCAAUUGGCGCCAUUUUUGUCGAUUUCGUGCUAACAAUAACCCUUCCAGAUUGACGGUUCAGCGGCCUCGCAGGGAGCGAGGAUGAAAGGCCAAAAGUUUCCAAAACGGAUCUUUUGACGGCUCGCCCGAUGCAUUAUAAACGCGGCUCGGAAGGCGAAACCGUAGCUUUCGCGGUGGAUACCGUGAUGCGACCUGGACAAAGCUUUGUGCAGCUGCUCAGAGGUAUGCCUUCAUAUCUUUAAUUUGAUAUGUUUUGUUUUAACACGCUCUAGGGCCAUCCAACCUCCGUAGCAUGGUCACCAAUGUUGCCUACACAUUCUAGGCCAACGACCAGGUGUAAUUCGCAAAAGGAUGGUGGAUUCGUUACGCA